UUAGCAUUAGCAGGUUUGCAGUGCGUGAAAAAAGGUAUAUGUUGAUAGCUGCUAUGCUAACAUAGCUUUCUUGAUCCGUUUUAAUCUCGCCAGAUCUUGUGGUUAACAAAGAGACACAUUUCUUGUCAGUUGACCCGUUGCAUGACCAAAGCGCUGCUGUGAGCGUUAUGACUAAUCUAUAUUUAGGCAUCAGGUUGUAUUCUUAGCGUUAGUUUAACUGGCGGACAUGGAGACUCGGGGCAUCGAGGACAUGUUUGACUUUCAUAGGUUUCCCAAAGAUGCAGUAGUUCUUCUACUGCUGCUGAUUUACUUUCCGGUUGGCAUUUGUUUGAUGUUUAUCCGGAUUUUUGUGGGAGUUCACAUUUUUCUGGUCAGCUGUGCACUUCCAGAAAGUUUUCUUCGAAGAUUUAUUGUAAGGGUGAUGUGCUCAGUCUUGGGGAUGCAUGUGAGACAGAAAAAUCCUCGCUCCAGAGACAGAAACACCAAGUUGUACAUAUGCAAUCACAUAACGGAGUUUGACCACAACAUAUUCAACCUUCUGACCCCAUGCAAUACACCGCAGUUAGAAGGCUCCACGGGCUUUGUGUGUUGGGCCAGAGGUUUCAUGGAGGUCCAUUCUGGCCGGGCAGCGAUUGGAGAGUCUCUUCAGAGAUACUGCUCCACUGAGGGCACCCAGCCUCUGCUGCUGUUUCCUGAGGAGGACACCACCAACGGGCGGGCUGGCCUUCUGAAGUUCAGUUCUUGGCCUUUCUCACUGACGGAGUCUGUCCAACCUGUGGCCUUACGGGUGACCAGACCUCUGGUUUCUCUGAACACAGCAGAGUCCAGUUGGCUGGUGGAACUCUUGUGGACCUUUUUUGUUCCAUGUACUGUGUAUCAUGUAAGUUGGCUCCCACCAGUUUCCAGACAAGAUGGCGAGUCCACACAGGAAUUUGCCAACAAAGUCCAGGAGCUGCUUGCCAUUGAACUCGGCGUCGUCUCCACCAAAAUCACCAAGAGCGACAAAGCCGAGUACAUCAAACGGAGCAGACAUCCUCCAGCUCCCGCUCAGUCCCGCUCAGGCGUGGCGUCGGGCUCCAUCGGACUCGGGUUCAUGGUCCAGAGUUUGGGGACGGACGAUCCUCGGCUGACUAAAAUGGCUCAGCAGGUGAAGGACGUUCUGCCUCACGUCCCGCUGAGUGUCAUCAUGAAGGACUUGGCAAAAACCAACUGUGUUGACACCACCAUAACAAACUUACUGGAGAACAAAGAGGACGCCGCAGUGGAAGCUUCCGGCGCAUCAGCUUAUGAGGCCUCUUCAGUGGGAUCUCGGUCCUCCGGUUCUGCUUCAGCCAUUAAGCCUGCUGCCAAAACUUUUGGGAAAUCUCCAGCCGACAGACAUUUGUCUCUUCAGGAAAGAAAAGAGGCGUUGUAUAAUUUUGCACGAAGACGUUACAUUGAAAAGCAUGGACUUAAGGAGGAGGACAGCCAGUGAACACAGUUGGGGGGUCAAGCCAUUGAAAACUGCUCAUAUUGGAGAUGCGUAGCUGUUUAAUUUGAAACAGUGAUUUUUAUAUUCUGUAAAAUUGGAUCUGCUGGAGAAAAGCUGGUUUUGUUAUUUGCAGAUAUUAGCAUCGAGUAUUCAGAACAUGUAUACAUUCAUGACACGGUGAUUAUGCAUGUGUUUAAUUCGUCAUUCUGGCAGAAACCUAAUUUUGAUAACAGUUUGUAUAACGAUCCACUGACUGUGAAUCCUGUAUUUAUUUUUAUAAUGUCCAGAGUUGUUGAUGGAAAAUAAAAUUCAGCUUGACUUUGCUUUCAAAAAA
This is a messenger RNA of Oryzias melastigma (Indian medaka), 1805 nucleotides long. RefSeq names its product AUP1 lipid droplet regulating VLDL assembly factor (gene aup1). The transcript has 12 exons. Gene Ontology annotation, cellular component: membrane. NCBI's taxonomy places the organism in Eukaryota, Metazoa, Chordata, Actinopteri, Beloniformes, Adrianichthyidae. Bases 227 to 1474 code for a protein of 415 amino acids. Gene Ontology annotation, molecular function: ubiquitin binding. The record is from RefSeq and is a predicted model, not a curated record.